Closterium sp. Yama58-4 is the source of this 1884-nucleotide messenger RNA. The record is from the annotation of a GenBank genome assembly. Lineage: Eukaryota; Viridiplantae; Streptophyta; Zygnematophyceae; Desmidiales; Closteriaceae.
AUGGUUCCGCCAGGGCCCGGUCUUGCUCUUAGAGCCCUGGCAACAGCCAAACCAGUUUUGCUAACAGUUGAUUCGGGCGACGGCAAUGAGAUUGAUUUGGGCGGCGACAUUGGCGGAGAUUUGGGCGGCGACAUUGGCGGAGAUUUGGGCGGCGACAUUGGCGGAGAUUUGGGCAGCGGCGAUGGCGGAGAUUUGGGCGGCGGCGAUGGCGGAGGCUUGGGCGGCGGCGAAGGCGGAGGCUUGGGUGGCGGCGAAGGCGGAGGCUUGGGAGGCGGCGAAGGCGGAGGCUUGGGAGGCGGCGAAGGCGGAGACUUGGGAGGCGGCGAAGGCGGAGACUUGGGAGGCGGCGAAGGCGGAGACUUGGGCGGCGGCGAAGGCGGAGACUUGGGCGGCGGCGAUGGCGGAGACUUGGGCGGCGGCGAUGGCGGAGACUUGGGCGGCGGCGAAGGCGGACCUGGCGGGGAGCAAGGCGGUCCUGGCAGGGAGCAGGGCGGUCCUGGCGGGGAGCAGGGCGGUCCUGGCGGGGAGCAGGGCGGUCCUGGCGGGGAGCAGGGCGGUCCUGGCGGGGAGCAGGGCGGUCCUGGCGGGGAGCAGGGCGGUCCUGGCGGGGAGCAGGGCGGUCCUGGCGGGGAGCAGGGCGGUCCUGGCGGAGAGCAGGGCAGUCCUGGCGGGGAGCAGGGCGGUCCUGGCGGGGAGCAGGGCGGUCCUGGCGGCAAGAAGGGCGGUCCUGGCGGCAAGCAGGGCGGUCCUGGCGGGAAGCAGGGCGGUCCUGGCGGGAAGCAGGGCGGUCCUGGCGGGAAGCAGGGCGGAACUGGCGGAAAGCAGGGUGCACCUGGUGGAAAGAAGGGGGCACCUGGCGGCGGAGAGGAAGGCGGGCUCGGCGGAGUGGAAGGCGAGCUCGACGGAGAGGAAGGCGGGCUCGGCGGAGAGGAAGGCGGGCUUGGCGGAGAGGAAGGCGGGCUUGGCGGAGAGGAAGGCGGGUUCGGCGGGGAGGAAGGCGGGCCUGGCGGGGAGGAAGGCGGGCCUGGCGGAGAGGAAGGCGGGCCUGGCGGAGAGGAAGGCGGGCCUGGCGGAGAGGAAGGCGGGCCUGGCGGGGACCAGGGGGGCGUGGGCGGUAAGGGUGGCAAGGGAGGGAAGGGCGGAUCCAGUGGGAAGGGCGGAUCCGGCGGGAAGGGCGGACCCGGCGGGAAGGGCGGACCCGGCGGAAAGGGCGGAUCCGGUGGGAAGGGCGGAUCCGGCGGAUCCGGCGGAAAGGGCGGAUCCGGUGGGAAGGGCGGAUCCGGCGGGAAGGGCGGAUCCGGCGGGAAGGGCGGAUCCGGCGGGAAGGGCGGACCUGGCGGGAAGGGCGGAUAUGGCGGAAAGGGUGGACCUGGCGGGGAGCAGGGGGGUCUUGACGGUGAACAGGGGGGUCCUGGUGGGGAGCAGGGGGAUUCGGGCGGGGAGCAGGGGGGUGCGGGCGGGGAGCAGGGGGGUGCUGGGGCGGAGCAGGGUGGAUCUGGCGGGACCGCUACUCCUCAGCUUGCAGCUCCUCCCUUCACCGCGCUUCCCAUUUCCGCGUUCCCCCGCCCAUCGUCGCGCCACCCCCCGUCGCGCCACCCAUCCUUUCGUCGCGCAUCCUCUCGUGCCUCACCUCCCAUCGUCGCGCCUCCCAUCGCCGCGUCUCCCUGUCAUCGCGCCUCCCUUCGUUUCUCGUCGCGCCUCCGCUCGCCUCGCCGCGCCCCCCUCGCCAUCAGCGCGCUAGCACCCUCGUCGCGCUGCACCUCCGCGCGCCUCCAUUCCCGCUGUCCUUCUCCCACCUUCCCCUCAUUUACUACACUGCUUCCUCUCGCUUUCCCCUCUGCUUCCCCUUGUUUCCCCCCUGCUUCCCCUAAUCCCCCCCACUGA